Molecule: messenger RNA, 1871 nt
Organism: Hibiscus syriacus
Lineage: Eukaryota; Viridiplantae; Streptophyta; Magnoliopsida; Malvales; Malvaceae
Product: glucose-6-phosphate 1-dehydrogenase, cytoplasmic isoform-like
Exons: 16
Coding region: 203-1720 (505 amino acids)
Biological process (GO): glucose metabolic process; pentose-phosphate shunt, oxidative branch
Cellular component (GO): cytosol
Molecular function (GO): NADP binding; glucose-6-phosphate dehydrogenase activity
Source: RefSeq, a predicted model, not a curated record
AAAGCUUGAGAAAGAACAUAAAAUAUCUUGUAGAUUACAGCAGCUAAAGAUCACAGCAACCGACAAACAAAAUGAGCAGAUGAACAGAACAAAAACUGCUUUAGAACCAGAACCCAGUAUUAAAUCCAAUCUCUCUGCAAAUCCCAGAUCAUAAAAGUAUCUAAGAGAAAAAUCUUGGUUUCCCCUAUAAAACAAAGCUUUGAUGAUGGAGUCGAGUAGAAAUGACUCGUUUACAAGCGAUGAGAAUGUGCCAGAAAUAGUGUGCCUCUCUAUCAUUGUUCUUGGUGCCUCUGGUGAUCUUGCCAAGAAAAAGACUUUCCCUGCUCUCUUUCAUCUUUAUUCCCAGGGAUUUCUACCACCUGAUGAGGUGCAUAUUUUUGGCUAUGCAAGGACUAAGAUUUCGGAUGACAAAUUGAGAAAUCGCAUUCACGGAUAUAUUGUCAGUGACAGAAGUGCUUCACCCUCGGAAGAUGUUUCAAAGUUCUUAAAUCUGGUUAAAUAUGUAAGUGGGUCAUAUGAUUCCGCUGAGGGCUUUCAACUGUUAGACAAGGAAAUUGAAAAGCAAGAAACCUCAAAAUGUAGUCGAGAAGGGUCGUCUCAGAGACUCUUUUAUCUCGCACUUCCACCAUCGGUAUAUCCAUCAGUUUGCAAGAUGAUAAGGAAAUAUUGCAUGAACAAAUCUGAUCUUGGUGGAUGGACUAGAGUUGUUGUUGAGAAACCAUUUGGAAAAGAUUUGGACUCUGCAGAGAAACUGAGUUCCCAGAUUGGGGAGUUGUUUGAUGAGACUCAAAUUUACCGUAUCGAUCACUACUUGGGAAAAGAAUUGGUUCAGAACCUGUUGGUACAUCGUUUUGCUAAUCGCUUCUUCUUGCCCCUUUGGAAUCGUGACAAUAUUGAUAAUGUACAGAUUGUGUUCAGGGAGGAUUUCGGAACCGAAGGUCGUGGUGGAUAUUUUGAUGAAUACGGAAUUAUCCGCGAUAUUAUCCAAAACCAUCUGUUGCAGGUUCUUUGUCUUGUUGCUAUGGAGAAGCCUGUCUCUCUCAAACCUGAGCAUAUUCGUGAUGAGAAAGUGAAGGUUCUUCAAUCAGUACUCCCAAUUAACGAUGAAGAGGUUGUACUUGGACAAUAUGUAGGUUACAGAGAUGAUCCUACGGUUCCCGACCACUCAAAUACUCCGACAUUUGCAACUGUUAUUCUCCGUUUACAUAAUGAAAGAUGGGAAGGUGUUCCAUUUAUACUAAAGGCAGGGAAAGCUUUGAAUUCAAGAAAGGCGGAGAUACGCGUUCAAUUUAAGGAGGUUCCUGGGGAUAUAUUCCAAUGUCAAAAGCAAGGGAGAAAUGAGUUUAUCAUACGCUUACAACCUUCUGAAGCUAUGUACAUGAAGCUAACAGUGAAGCAGCCUGGUCUGGAGUUCUCAACGGUGCAAAGUGAACUGGACUUGUCAUACAGGCAACGCUAUCAAGGUGUUACGAUCCCAGAAGCUUAUGAACGUCUUAUUCUUGACACGAUAAGGGGUGAUCAGCAGCAUUUUGUACGUAGGGACGAGUUAAAGGUGGCAUGGAAGAUUUUCACGCCACUUCUGCACCGGAUCGACAAUGGCGAAAUGAAUCCGUUUCCAUAUCAACCGGGCAGCCGUGGUCCUGCAGAAGCAGAUGAGCUUUCAGCUAAAGCUGGUUAUGUUCAAACAGAUGGAUACACUUGGAUUCAUCCAACCUUGUAGAAACUAGCUAACUAGCGGCAUUCCAUCUCCAUUUCCAUACAAGUCGAGGUAUAGACGACGUUCAUAUCACAUCCAACAAAAUGCAGCCAUAUAAGACUGUUAUCCGAACCAUCGGUUUAUAGCAUGUUAAUGUUAUGGGUAAAUUAUAUCA